Ctenopharyngodon idella (grass carp) is the source of this 1073-nucleotide messenger RNA. RefSeq names its product mix-type homeobox gene 1 (gene mxtx1). NCBI's taxonomy places the organism in Eukaryota, Metazoa, Chordata, Actinopteri, Cypriniformes, Xenocyprididae. The record is from RefSeq and is a predicted model, not a curated record.
AUGGGGGAGGUAUGGUUCCAGAAUAGGAGGGCUCGCACUUUGAAAUGCAAGGGUGGAAAGAAGCCAUUGUGGCAAUCUGACUCACCAUUGCCAGCCUACAGCGCCAUGCAGAAUUCACCAAAGCAGAUACACUCUUCUAACAGGGAGGGCGGCAAGUCUGGUGCGGUCACCGGACCUUUAUGCACUUCACCAACUGCGUACCCCGAUCAUAUUAAGGAAGAGAUGGAAAGGGAUGGCCUUUAUGGAUGUGACACUCCAUCUUCCAUGUCUAUCGGUGAUGAUUCCGGGUACUGCACCCCUUCAUACGGACACCAUCAGGCCAGAGCCAUGAAUGCUCACUGCAGCCCUCCUCUUCUAAGCCCAGAGCAUCAGAUGCCCCCUAACUGGGCUGCGAGGUAUGACAGAAGGUCACCUAUGAGCUCCAUGUGGAGUCCAUAUCAUCUUGAUGCCUAUGCCUGCAAUACCAGCUCCAUCCAGAGCUUUUUUUACUCUCCGUCUGAAAAACACAACAGCCUUCAGCCACUGACCCCUGUUACCCCAGACUCGGGUUGCUGGGAGGGUGGUUUGGAGGGAACUCCUCCAGCUUCCAGCUCUUUUUGUGUAGACAACUCAGAAGUUCCAAAGAUGGAGAGCCAACAGGAAAGCGGAUUCACCACGGGCCUCUGCCUGAGCUGCCGGCCCUGUCGCUACAGGAGAUCCUGGGAGAACUGCAAGGAGACUGGUGGCAGGGAGAAGGACUAAACAGCCACUCAUCAGACGACAACCAUGUGUAUGGCUGAAUUUUGCUGUGUGCAAUCUAUUUAUGACUAUUUAUUUAAUGUAUUUAUUGACUAUAAGGAUAUGCCUAAACAAUAAUGUAUUAUUUAUCUAAUCUGAAAGUGACAACAUGAGAGAUUUCAGAUGUUUUUAGACAAAUUAAAUGGGCUUUGGUCUUAUUUAUCUUCAUUGUUGCUAUUUAUUUAAUAAUCUCUGUAAAAGUGUAAUCAUGCAGCUGAGUAUAUUGUUUACAGACAUCUUUAUUGACUUCAUUUAAUUGCUGCACUUGCAUUUAAAUAAAGAUGCUUUUUCCCUAA